Messenger RNA from Bicyclus anynana (squinting bush brown), 4712 nucleotides. RefSeq names its product alkaline ceramidase (gene bwa). Bases 333 to 1145 code for a protein of 270 amino acids. Gene Ontology annotation, cellular component: membrane. The record is from RefSeq and is a predicted model, not a curated record. Gene Ontology annotation, molecular function: hydrolase activity, acting on carbon-nitrogen (but not peptide) bonds, in linear amides. NCBI's taxonomy places the organism in Eukaryota, Metazoa, Arthropoda, Insecta, Lepidoptera, Nymphalidae. Gene Ontology annotation, biological process: ceramide metabolic process. The transcript has 5 exons.
UCUUCAUUGUUUUGCAAAUCGUAAACGUAAACAUUCGCAUUUCGCAUUCGCAUUAUUAUCGUCAGACGUCAGUGAAGAACAAUGACCGUUUGUUAUUGCACUGUUGUGCGAACAAAGUCUUCAACAUAAUAUUUAUAUUCAAAAAAAUCAUUGUGGCUUCAAAUUUUUAUAACAUAUAUACAGGCAUUUCUGCUCAGUAAAACUUAUACCUAAUUAAUGCGGGCUAUGAUAUAAUUGAAGUGAUUUAUUUCUGUUUGUACUAAACUGAUAAUAAUUUUCAAAAUUCGAACGACCUAAUUCGGUGCUUGUAAACAAAGAAAUUGGGACAGAAAAUGUGGUCGCACUUAGAACGUGGCAGUUCGCCAGUGGAUUGGUGUGAAUCGAAUUAUUCCAUAUCUCCGGUGAUAGCCGAAUUCGUGAAUACUGUCAGCAAUGUAUUAUUUUUUUUGUUACCUCCAGUUUUGAUACAUUUGUUCCAAGAAUAUUCAAAAUUUGUUAAUCCAGGUAUAAAUGUGCUAUGGGUACUCUUAAUGGUUGUUGGAAUGAGCUCAGCAUACUUUCAUGCUACCUUGAGUUUAGUUGGACAGCUGUUAGAUGAGCUCGCAAUUUUAUGGGUUUUUAUGGCUGCCUUUGCAAUGUUUUUGCCCAAGAGAUAUUUCCCCAAAUUCUUAGGAGGCAAUAGGAGGAAGCUAGCUUUCUACUCAAGCUUGUUCUCCGUCGUGUCGACAGGCUUCCUGGUGAUGCAUCCGAAAGCGAAUGCGUUUGCCCUGAUGACUCUCGCCUUGCCAGCUGUUGGAUUUUUGUGCAAAGAGCUAAACAGAGUGAAAUGCGCACGAGUGUACAGGCUAGGUCUGCGGUGCGUAGCAGUUUGUUUCUUAGCGAUAUUCUCAUGGAUCAUAGACAGAUUGUUCUGCGAGGCGUGGCUUUCCAUAGACUUCCCCUACAUGCACGGUGUAUGGCACGUUCUUAUAUUCAUAGCCAGUUACACCGCCCUAGUACUAUUCGCUUACUUCAACGUAUUAGAAGAGAGGCCCGAGCAAAAGCCACAGCUAAAAUACUGGCCAAGAAAUGACUUCGAGCUCGGCAUCCCGUAUAUAACGAUCAAGCAUCCGUGCAAAAAGUACUACACCGAUUUAGCUAUAUAACUUGCCAAAUGAUAAUAAUUAAUACUGAAAUAGGUCAGUUUGUACGCAAAUCAUGUUGCAGCUCAAUGUGAAAAUGUGGUUGCUAAAAUGACGGUAGUUUUAGAAUUUUUUUGUGAAAUUGAAGAGCUUAUUAAUUUUUUUAACAGCAUGUAAAACUAAUAUUACUAUAUAACUAUGUUAGAAAUCGUUUAUUUAUAUUGAAAAUAUUUAUUAGCAGACAUUUCAGAACUAGCUACAUUACGCGAUGAAAGCUGCUUACGACUGUGAUUCGUCUAUUGUAGACAGAGAAGUUAAUAAAUAAAUAGAAGUCACAUUUACACAAGAAACAAAACAACUACGUACCUAUACUUUAUUAUUUUUUUAACCAUUUAUUCUUCUGUUUUAAGGCACAGUUUUUAUUUCUACAUUACCUUACCAUGCAUGCAAAAGGUUUGACGGUUUAGUUUUGUCAGCUGUGGUAUUUGGAAAAGCUUCUUCUACACUUGUCACGUUACCCUUAUAAUCUCUAUCCAUGUAUUUAUUCCUAUUUACUUCUCUGUCUAGUGAUUCCUAUACACAUAAUAGUUAAGGCAAUAUAUGAGAAUCCAAUUUAAAAAUAGAUUCCUAUACACAUAAUAGUUAAGUUAGAAUCCAAAAUUUUAAAGGUGACAAAUGAAGAGGCCAUUAAAUUAUUAAGUUUAAGUAGGUAUGUACAAGCUAUACUUCAUUUUCAUUUCAGUUAUCGAUGGUGAGUGGUGGUGCAGAUAUUUUAUUAUCUGUACCCACUAUAAUAAAAUAUUUAAAAAUUCACCAUUUAUGUAAAAACUAUUUUUAGAUUAAAAUUAGCUAAUGUUUGAUUUAUAAGUUAACAAAGUGAUUGUCAAAUUAUGUGAUUAGUGAUUAGAUUUUAAAUCUUCUAUACAUACAUAUAUUUCUAAGGAAUAUUUAUUUGACCUGUAAGAGUUUCAAUGUCAUUCAAAAGAUUACCGCAUGUGAUAGAUCUACAUACAGUCAAACUGGUGAUUUUUAAUCAUAGGAAAGUCUAAAUUAAUUGAAUUUUGCAAUAACUUGUUUCUACAGGUAUAGUACAUAACAGUGUUCUCAUCUGCGCAGUGCAAUGAGUGGGAGGGAUAUAAGAACAGGAAGGGAGCUAGGAGUGGAUGGUAGACAUUCGUUGACACAUUAAUGGCAGACGUACACUGAUCUGUACCGUACGUAUCGGACGCAUCGCAUCAAACGGAUUUUAGUAUACUUUGUAUAGAAAGUCAUAAAAGUGCGUACGUAAAAUUAGAAGUCCGUUUGAUGCGAUGCGUCCGUAACGUACGAUGCGCAUCAGUGGACGCCUACUAUAGGAGAGCCACCAUUUUGCUGCUCUAGCUCCCCUCUGUCGUCUUAGCCCCGCGGCCCUGUAGCACUACUCUGUAACAAUGUUUAAUUAUAGCUCGACUGUGUGUCUCUAAUUCGUUUCUAUCUCUAUCUAUAGUAUGGUGUUAGACAGAGGGAGAUAGAGGCGUGUUCGAUCACUCUGUACCACAGAGUAGAAUAACGCUACUAAGUACACUGUUUUAAAGAGACUCAGUUAUACUGAUUGCCUGCAGCCAUUCUGUAAUGGAAUUGUAACGCUCAAUGAACUAGUGAUAAAUAAAAGUGAAUUGAUUUUUACACAUGAACUGAAAUCUAAGCUUGACGUUCACGGUCCAUAUUAUUAUUAUAAGUAUUACUGAAAGUUAUAGCGUAUUACAUAAUAAGGCGAUUUAAUAACAACUGUCAUGGAAUUACUAUAUUGAUAUAUCGUCACAUGGCGAAAGUAUAUACUAAAUAUGUACAUAGUAAUUCCAUAAGAUUCUACGUACAGUAUAGUUUAACAGCCCAACUACACUUAUGUUUCUAUAGCGUAGGCGUUGGUUAUUAGUAUGCUAAGCUGCAUCUCCACAAUAGAAAGAAUCGCAACGAAUCCGUCAUACAAUGGUCAUAUUAUAAUCUUCCGAGAUACGAUAAUUCCAUCUGCGUAUAGUCGGGAGUGUAUCACCCUGAGGAGAUAAACCAUUUGUAGAAUUUGGUGGCAUACUGUACGUACCCUUUUGACGGCCUCCAUGGCGCAGUGAUAUUCCGAUUUACAAGACGGAGAUCCUGGGUUCGAACUCCGGCUGGGCCGACUGUGGUUUUCUUAAUUGGUCCAGGUAGGUAUGACUGGAAUGCUUCGCUUCGGCCGUGGCUAGUUACCACCCUACCGGCAAAGACGGACUGCUAAGGGAUUUAGCGCUCCGUUUUCUAUAUAUAUCUUGUAUAUAAAAACCGAAUGGGGUGUGGUUUUCAUCCUCCUCCUAACAAGUUAGCCCGCUUCCAUCUUAGAUUGCAUCAUCACUUACACUCACAGGUGAUGAUUGUAAUCAAGGGCGAACUUGUAAAGAAUAACAAAAACGUACUUUGAGAAGAUGCUUUAGCUAUGACAUAGGAGUGUGUUAUUGAUUAGUCAUGGCAUCUCAAAGUGUGGCAUCGCAAGACUACGAAUUCGCUGUGUUUUCGCGGUAUUUGAGAUUCUCUCUUCUCUUAAGUUCAACUAACGCCUGCGGUAUAGUAAAAGCUGUUGGGCGUAUUGAAGACAAAAGACAAUAUAGGUAUAGUACUCGUAGCGUGAAUAGUGACGUAUGGAGUAAAAACUGAUAAUGGUAUGUUUGUGUUGCGUAAAAGAGUGCCAAUCUGUGAUGUUAAGACUAUUCUGAUAGUAAAGAUGUGCAAUGACUAGUAGAUAUAAAUUUUAUUGAUAUGUGAUGAUUAUAUAAUUUAGUACAAUAGUAAUUAUUCAAUGCUUGAAGAGCAAUAGUACAUUCCUUGGGAAUAUUUAUAAAGGCUUACCUACCAGUAUAUGUGUAUUAAUAGUACCUAAAGAUUCUAUGUAUAAUAUUACUAAAUAACAAUAGGUUGAUAAUAUACCAUCAUCCCAGCAAAAUUAGUCCAUUUAAUAGUGAUUUUUACCUACAUAAUUUUGUACAUUGCCAGCAAACGUAAAAUAACAGAAAUUUAUCCUUCUUAGAUGAAGUUAAAUUGCUUUUAUAAUUAUUUUUACAAUUUUUUUAAUUUACACAUUUUACAUGUAGACAAAUAUAAUUUACUUUGUUUUUUUAUAGUAAAAACUAAAAAGUAUCUUGGAAAGUCAUAAUUACCCAACAUACUAUAGAAGUUUUUUUUAUUUAAAAACCAUGACUUUUCCAUGGUAAAAAAUACAUUUUUCUGUAUGAAUUGUUAGAGCUUGCCUACUAUAAGUAGACUGAAAUCGCCCCCGCAAAUUAAAAAUAAUAUAUAAUGCAUAUAUUGGAAUAACUCAGUUUGCUAUUUAAUGUUUUUAAUUUUUAUAUAGAUAUGUUGUCACUCAAACAUUUUUUAACAAACAUGUAGAUUUUUUUUUAAUUUGCCAGGCGAUUUCAGUCUCUACUUUCAGUAACCUAAGUCUUAACACGAAUAAUAUGCGAAGUGACCUUUAUGUUAUAAAUAUAAUUAAGCAUUAUAACUUAAAGGUCAUUUUAUUAUUUAUUCAACUUUUUUUGUGAAUUUAUGGUAAAUUUUCAUUUAAUAAAGAAUCAAUUUUUA